This is a messenger RNA of Artibeus jamaicensis (Jamaican fruit-eating bat), 3612 nucleotides long. RefSeq names its product fatty acyl-CoA reductase 2 (gene FAR2). Lineage: Eukaryota; Metazoa; Chordata; Mammalia; Chiroptera; Phyllostomidae. Gene Ontology annotation, cellular component: peroxisome. The transcript is spliced from 13 exons. Gene Ontology annotation, molecular function: alcohol-forming very long-chain fatty acyl-CoA reductase (NADP+) activity. The record is from RefSeq and is a predicted model, not a curated record. The coding region runs from base 420 to 1967 and encodes 515 amino acids. Gene Ontology annotation, biological process: long-chain fatty-acyl-CoA metabolic process.
CCGCCGCGGGCUCGGCGCCCGAGGCGGAGGCCGCGGGGAAGGUCGGGGGGGAGGGCGGUUUCCUCCCGCCCCACACCCAGCCUGCGAGCCGGAUAUAUAGUGUAACGUUCGGGAGCCGAAAGACUAGAGCGGUUUGCUAGUGGCUGGAGUUAUUUCCCGUGGCCUCGGGGAAGGACCGGGAUUUGGAGCAGCGCUCGUUGAACCCCAGCCCGAGCCGUGGGCGCAGGAAAGAAUAUGACGCCUAAUUACAGAAGAAGGGGAACCUUCCUUUAAGGGGGUGAAAAUAAAGAAAAUAAUUCAUUAUCAGCUACUACUUUGGGGUUGAUAAAGCAUAUGGUCAUCUUGAAUACCUCACUAUUUGAUUUCCUGUAUUUUGAAGGAACCUCUUUCUGGAGCCGUGAAAGACGAAGGGAAGAAUCAUGUCCAUGAUUGCAGCCUUCUAUAGUGGCAAGUCCAUUCUCAUUACUGGGGCCACAGGCUUCCUGGGCAAAGUGUUGAUGGAGAAGCUCUUUCGCACCAGCCCUGACCUGAAAGUCAUUUACAUCCUUAUGAGGCCCAAGGCUGGCCAGACACUGCAGCAGAGGGUUGUCCAGAUCUUAAAUAGUAAGCUGUUUGAAAAAGUCAGAGAAGUGUGUCCGAACGUGAACGAGAAGAUCAGAGCUAUUUACGCAGACCUCAACCACAGCGACUUGGCCAUCAGCAAGGAGGACACGCAGGAGCUGCUGUCCUGCACCAACGUUGUCUUCCACUGCGCCGCCACCGUGCGCUUCAACGACACUCUCAGACAUGCUGUGCAGCUCAAUGUCACUGCCACCCAGAAGCUCUUGCUCAUGGCCAGUCAGAUGCCGAAGCUGGAAGCCUUCAUACAUAUCUCCACUGCCUUUUCAAACUGUAACCUGACACACAUCGACGAAGUCAUCUAUCCAUGCCCUGUGGAGCCAAAAAAAAUCAUUGAUUCCAUGGAGUGGUUAGACGAUGCUAUUGUUGAGGAGAUCACACCCAAACUGAUCCGGGAUUGGCCCAAUACGUACACCUACACGAAGGCCUUGGGAGAGAUGGUGGUGCACCAGGAGAGCGGGAACCUCAACAUCGCCAUCGUGCGGCCGUCCAUCGUGGGAGCAACCUGGCAGGAGCCCUUCCCAGGUUGGGUUGAUAAUGUAAAUGGACCCAGUGGGCUCAUUAUUGCGACCGGGAAAGGCUUUCUCCGGGCCCUGAGAGGCACCCCAAUGGCUGUGGCAGACCUGAUUCCAGUGGAUACGGUCGUCAACCUCACCUUGGCUGUAGGAUGGUACACAGCAAUUCACAGACCUAAAUCAACGUUAAUCUACCACUGUACGUCUAGCAACUUUAAUCCCUGUCACUGGGGCAAAAUGGGAUUCCAAAUCUUGGCAAGCUGUGAAAAAAUCCCAUUUGAGAGAGCUUUUAGGAGGCCGUAUGCUGACUUCACAACCAACACCAUCACAACCCAGUACCAGAAUGCGGUCAGCCACUGGGCCCCUGCCAUCAUCUACGACUUCUAUCUCCGGCUCACAGGAAGGAAGCCCAGGAUGACAAAGCUCAUGAAUCGGCUUCUGAGAACCGUUUCCGUCCUGGAGUAUUUCGUCAACCGGAGCUGGGAAUGGAGCACGAACAACACAGAAAUGCUGAUGUCCGAGCUGAGUCCCGAGGACCAGAGAGUAUUCAACUUUGAUGUGCGCCAGUUGAACUGGUUGGAAUACAUUGAAAAUUAUGUUUUAGGAGUUAAGAAGUAUUUAUUGAAAGAGGAUAUGGCUGGGGUCCCAGAAGCAAAGCAACACUUAAGAAGGCUCCGCAAUAUUCACUACCUCUUUAAUACCGCCCUCUUCCUCAUUGCCUGGCGCCUUCUCAUUGCAAGAUCUCAGAUGGCUCGGAAUGUCUGGCUCUUCAUUGUGAGCUUCUGUUACAAAUGCAUCUCCUACUUUAGAGCAUCCAGCACGCUCAAGGCCUAAGGACAUCUGUCAGUCUUUACUUAUCUGGAACCUUUCGGAUACCUCUGCAACAGCGGACUGUGGUUCUCAAGAUGAGGAAGUAACAAUAUGUAACCUCAUUACCUGUCCAAUGUGCUGUCUGUCACACAUUCACCCCUGUUUCUUAAUUGUAUGUUUUUUAUUACAGUCAGAGAAGGAAAGUCAUGUCCUGCCCUAUAAUCAUAUAUAUUUUAGGAACAAAUUAUUUCCAGACUGUUUUCUAACACUCUAGUCUAUGUCCUUGAAUAAAAACACCAAAGUACAACCCUGUUUCUACACUUAGCACUUUUCUCGAGGACUAGUUUCAACUAAAAAAAAAACGUGGAAGAACACAUGGUAGAAGCUGAAUUAUGCUGGAAAAAAAAAGAGGCAAUUCUAACCUUGGGACUAUUCUGGGGUACCCAGUAUAACGAUUUAAAAUCAGUGUAAGUGGAGGGAGAAUGGUCUCAACAUCCUCUCAAUACUGCGACAGAAAUACUUUAAUUCUCCACUGUAAAGUUUGCUUCCUUUUUGUGUUACACCAUGGAGUCCUGGUUGAGGGCUGGGGGAAUUAAAAAAGUGGACUUACAUUUAAUAUUUGUCUUAACUAUAUCCACUUCUGAAACCUAAAGAGAACUGAGGUGUAAAUAAUUAUGUACAGAAUGAGGGCGCAAUCAUAUCUGCAUUGACUCGGUUUUUUAUGUUUUUAAUAAAAAUCCUCAUAUUUGAAUUUGACAACUAUUAUUUCUAAAUCUUUUGAAUUACCAAGUUUCUUGAGAACCUUCUCUCAAGCAUUUCCUUCUGCAUCGGAGUCACCAAAUCCCUUAUAUUCAAACUUACUUUACUCAGGCCUCAGUAACAAAUGGAAAGUUCUAGGCUAAAAUCAUAGAAAAAGCCAGUUCCCUGGUCUUUGCCGCCGAGGAAAGGAAAAUUUCAAAAAUUUAAAUGCUAGUUUUAGUCUUUUUCUAUAAAGAGGGGAAGAUUACUCUUCUGCGAUCCUCAGUAUUUGCUAGUACUUUGAUCAUCCAACUGUACAAUGUACAGCAGGAGAGAUGUCAUUAAGUGACUCCAAGUUUAAAGAAUAGGUGUUUUGUUAAAAAUAUUUUGUGUAAUGAAAAUGAAUUAGUACUAUAUUUAUUCUCAAAUUUCUGUAUUAAUAAUCCCAACUUUCCUAUUUGAGAAGUCAGUGUGUGGUGUAGUAUUUGAUGUUAAAAACAUGAACUAUUACUCAAAUAUAAUACCUGAGGCCUACACAAUUAAAAAUAAUCACAACUACUAGAAAAUUCAAUGAGCAUAGGGUGUUAACAAGUUAUGUUUAUGCUCACUCUCUGGAAUACUUGGUAAUACUCUGACACAUUCAAGUAGCUGACAUAUACAAGGCCUUGAGGGCAGCUUCUAGCAUUAUUUGCAAUUUUUCUGAGCCCAUAAAGGACAUUUUGGGGGAACUCUUCUGGGCAGUGUCUUUCCCAAUCUCAUCUAACCUCUGGGAACUACUUUCCAGGGCAGAUGACACAGCGCUGAAGCAAAACACCUGGUGAUCAUCAGCUUGCGAUGUCUAUUUUUGAGUUACAUUGAUAAAGACACAAACUAGAUAUGGUAAAAAAUGAAAUCAAGAUAUAUACUUCAAUGAGAUUGGGUAAAACAUAAU